CAUCCGAAAUGUUUGUGUCAAACGGCGAGCGAUGACAAAUGCGUCGAGGAAAUCGCUCUCCCUAUGUCACUUCGAAAAUUUCGCGUUUAAAGAAGGUCGCGGGUGUUGAAAGGCGAUAUGCCACCCGAAUUAGGUGCUCGUAGUUGUCCCCUCUCGUUUUCCUAAGCGGCGGUGAGUGCGGUGUUGCGCUAAAAUGGCUUCUGGCGAUACCCUAGAAACUAUCGAAGUCAUAGGCUCCAAUCUGGCGUUGAACAUGAACAAUUCCAAGGACCCUACUACGGGUGGAUAUUACGAAACCGGGGGCGCGGGCGAAUCUGAAGAUAAAGACAAUAUUUCAGUAUUAAACAAGAGUAUUCAGGAUGGAGACCAAAAAUCUGCAGCAACCAUGGCGAGAACGCGGGCCGAAAGGGAAAAGGACAGGGAGAGGAAGAUCGGGCACAGAAGGGUCGGGGUGGGUGGAGAAAUUACUUACAAGAAAAUCCAGACCACCCAGAUCAUGGGCUCGAUCCAGCUGGGUAUCCAACAUGCCGUCGGCGGUCUGGCUUCGAAGCCCGAGAGAGAUCUGCUGAUGCAGGACUUCAUGACGGUCGAAACGACCAAUUUUCCAAGCGACGGCUCCAACCACACGCCCGCACAUCACUACUCCGACUUCAAGUUCAAAAACUACGCGCCCAUAGCAUUUCGAUAUUUUAGAGAUUUGUUUGGUAUUCAACCCGACGACUUUUUGAUGUCUAUGUGUGAUUCGCCGCUCAGGGAGCUUUCAAAUCCGGGUGCUAGCGGUUCGAUAUUCUAUCUCACAAGCGACGACGAAUUUAUCGUUAAGACUGUGCAGCAUAAGGAGGGUGAAUUUCUGCAAAAAUUGUUACCAGGUUAUUAUAUGAACUUAAACCAAAACCCGAGGACGCUGUUGCCAAAAUUCUUCGGCCUUUAUUGUUAUCAAUGUAAUAGUAAGAAUGUAAGACUGGUAAUCAUGAAUAAUCUGUUGCCAAGUAACGUACAGAUGCACCAGAAGUAUGACCUUAAGGGCAGCACUUACAAAAGAAAAGCUUCAAAGGCUGAGAGACAAAAACGGUCGCCCACCUAUAAGGACUUGGACUUUAUGGAGCACCAUAAAGAAGGUAUACUGAUGGAGUCGGACACUUACAAUGCUCUCGUCAAAACCAUACAGCGGGACUGUAGGGUUCUUGAGAGUUUUAAGAUUAUGGAUUAUAGUCUGCUGCUAGCGAUACACAAUUUGGACCAGGCCCAAAGAGAAAAAAUGGAGAAAAAAUCUCAAAUAAACGUGGAACAUGUGCCGCUAGACGGGGACGUCGGCGAGCCGAGUGGGGCGCUGCUGCAGGCAGAGCGGGAGCGCGAAAGGGAAGACAGGAUAGCGGCCGCCACUUUGAACAGGAGUCGUUCAAUCAACAGGCAGAGGUUGGUCGCUCAUUCGACAGCGAUGGAGAGCAUCCAAGCGGAGUCUGAACCCAUCGAUGAGGACGACGACACCCCACCGGGCGGAAUACCGGCGCGGAACGACAAGGGCGAAAGACUGCUGCUGUUUAUCGGUAUCAUCGACAUCCUGCAGAGUUACAGGUUGAAGAAGAAGCUCGAGCAUACUUGGAAGAGUAUGAUACACGAUGGGGAUACAGUUUCGGUACACAGGCCAAGCUUCUACGCGCAGAGGUUCCAGAAAUUCAUGGCCGAGAAGGUGUUCAAGAAGAUACCAUCGCUGGAUUUGCCCGAAAUUAAGGGUAAUCAUCGCAAAUUCCGCACCCUGGUAUCCAGCUAUAUAGCCUUAAAACAUUCGCCGUCGAAAAGGAAAUCACUGUCAAAACCUUUCCGUCAUGAGGAGGUAGAAACGAAUACGGUUAGCCCCACGGAGACGUCCAGCGCAGCGACGAAAAAACCUCCCGGUGCCGCCACCUCCGCCAAUCAGGUGGUCACGACCGCGUCCGCCCCCCCCUCGAUCCUCACGUCCCCGCCCUACUCCUCGUCUACACCCGUGACGUCACCUCCUGCCGCGUAUCCCGCCAUCCUGGUCGGCAGGUCCGCGUCCGCGGAAACGAAACCGAAGAUACCGCCCCCGGUGCCGCCGCGCGGUACCCCCAAAACGAAACGCAGCGAUCCGAACGGAAAAGGUGCGAUCCCGAGCUGCUGUAGCACCCCGCCUCCCACUUACUCGGAAGGUUUGGACGGCGGCCGUAUGGAGACGCACCCGGGGCCGUUGUCCGGAGCGCAGGUCGCUUCCGCCCCCUCGCGAUCCGUCAAACAUCACGGUCACCACCACCAGCAUCACCACCACAGCGCUUCCCACUCUUCGUCUUCGAAGAACUAUCGCGAUGACGGGUCGAGAUAUGACGCCGUGAGCAUAACGGAGAUCAGGUUAGAAUCUCGGGCGGACACCAAGUCGUCUUUGAGCGUGGAAUCGUCCGGAGGCAGUUCCACCACUGGCGGCGCGCACUCGUCGUCGGGCGGCUACUCGUCGCGCGCCGGCCUCGCUUGGACCCCGCCCACGUCGGUCGAGGGAUCCACACCCACGUGGACCGAAGGUACACCCUCAUUUACCGAAUCUUCAAGUAGCGGGGACGCGGACGUCUCCAGGAUACCCAAGCACGCCGCUAAAACAGGACCGCAACCCGCCGAGCAAGCACCAGCACAAGAAGGUGGUCGAGCACGCGAUUAACUCGCUCACGACGGAAAUGGUGAGUCCGAAAUAAAAACCGUAUCGUAAAAAGUCUUCGCGAUCAUCGGUAACGGUAUUAACCCCUUCGCGUUAACCUCCCCCACAUCAUUAAUAUUACCGUGAGCUGUAAAUCAGUGGUUAUUACACGGCAAAAUCAUUCCUAUCGAUUGGCUCGAUGACGGUCAUCGUCUGUGUACACAGCCGAUCAAGCGGUGAGGCAGAGGUUCCAAGUGCAUGCUUUUUGUGUAGCGAACGAGACUCGUGCGGACAUUAAUUUUGCCUGCCCGUAGGCCCGCAUGGUGAUAAAACCGUUUAAUUCAUUCGAAAUGUCGUCCCUAGCACGAGUUAGUCGAUUUUAAGCGAAUCGCGAAACGCUGCGGUAAAACCUACUGUUUUACACAUAACCUCAAACUGCUAUAGCGUAAAUAUCAAAUGCUGCGUUCGGUAUUUGCAGGCGAAACGAAUUUUUGGUCACCCGAUCACAGAUUUGUUUGAGGAAGUAAGAUUUAACGUACGACCGGGUCCAAUUUCAACGUCAUGACUUGUUAUAGAUUGGGCUAACUAAUCUUUGGCAUUUCUUGUGUUAAAUUUUACAGCUAAUAUGCAAACUAAAAGAUGCUGAACAGAAACACGUUUGAAUCUUUGUCUAACCCUUCAACAUUUCUAUAUCUCAUACGUUGCUCUCGCGAACUAUCGUCUUGUUCUCGAUUCUCUUUUACCUCUGUAAAAAGAAAAUCAAUAGAAAAUAACGAGCUUCGUCGGUCAUUCAAUUAAAAAAUUAUUAACUAUUAUCAUUCGAUAACACAGGUCUACAAAAUUAAACUUUUUUACAGUUGUUUUUAUUUUGAAAACUGAUUUUAUAUGGUUUUGGUGCAGUUAUUUGUAUCACGCAAGGUUUUUUUGCAAAUAUUAAAGAAAAAAAACGAUAUUUAUAAAAUAAUUUAUUUUUUAUUCAGUAAAAAAGUGGAAUCCUAGUUAAAAAAAAAAAAAACUGAGAAAAAAACUUUUACACGCAGCUAAAGCGUUGUUUGUCAUUAGGCGUGUUUUUAAGGGCAUAUCCCGUUUUAACAUCCACCAUGCUCCAUCUGCCUUGGUAUCGCCUUAAUGUAUUGGUGAAAUCUCUCUCCCUUUUCUUUGCUAACUGCUGCAAGGUUUUAAGGAAAAUAGUUCAAGUGUGAAAACAGCAAAUACACUUUCAAACUCAUAUUACAACCUAGACGAUAAAAGUGUGUAGCAUAUUUUGACCAAUACUUUCGUAGUUCUCGUCCUUAGAGUUCCCAAGAAACUUACUUAUCAAUUACUUCUUUAAAGGAAACCCAGUCGUUUUUCUCGACGUUGGUCAUAGUGGUUUGAAAAUCCUUGCCUUUGAAUAAUGUUCUUAUCUGCGGCCCACCUUCUUUUAUCUUGGCAUCAGAUAUGGCUGUCCAUUUUUGUCUAGGGCUUUAACAGACUGCUUCAUCAAGCCAAGUUUGAUAUGAAGAGGACUUGGGGUCCAAUGAGCUAUCUCUUAAUACCUUUUUGCUACCAGGUGUAAGGCUUGUUCUCGAGGGCCAUUCUAUUUGGGUCCAAUGUCUAUCUCUUGCCCGACUAUCCCACUGAGGUCAGUUUGCAUUUGUUUUUUUCCUAAUUCUAAAACUAAUUCAGGAAUAUUGUUGCCAUUCAUUAGCGGUCCUUCCUGAGUAAAAUAUUGACAUAACUCUUUGUCGCGAUCCCGAUAAAAGCUUGAUGUGACUCCAGGUGCAAGUAAAUGUUUGUCACGAAGUCUGGACGCUAAUAAUUCGGAUGCAUCCUUUGGAAGGUGCAAAUCUCUAAUUAAAUCACUUAAUUCGCUCUGGUUAAACACUUUGGAGGCCCCCUGAAAUCUGGUGUGAAAUUAGAUUCCUCUAAUUCUGACGAUACGAAGUUUUCGAGUUCUUUGAAUCCUUGAACAUUACACUAUCAAAAAUCAUUGUGAUUCCUCUCUCGCUCUACCAUAGGAACACCAAAGCUUAAACAUUUCUUCCUACCUUUUUGCCAGUUUCUUAAUGCUUCAAGGCAAACGGAACAAACAGUACGAGGGGCUCAGGACUUGUCUUGGUCGCUAAUUUUUACACCAAAAUAAGCAUGGUAUACAUUUUUCACAAGACAAGUUAUAGUGAGCCUUUGUUUUACUAUGAGAUACACACACAGAUAUAAUACAUAUUUUCCAGGGAGGUUAUUCGAAAAAUGUUCGCUUAAAAUUGACUGAAUAUAUUUUUUUACUCGAGUUAGUAAAAAUAUUUGUUACAUUUUUUGCUUCCUCUGUUAUUAAAAAUAUAGCAUUUUUGUUGUAUCAUUAUCUGUGGCAUUUUGUAGACGCGCACUAAUUUGUAUUUUGUUGUUGCCAGUAGUGUUAAUUUUUAUUUUAUUUAUUUUAUUGUCGGGUUUAAAAAAAAACAUAUUCUGGGAAAGGGCUUAAAGUUUUCUUUUAUUUUAAAAUAAAUUUAAAGUUUCUGUGCAGAUGCAUCGUGCCAUUCUAACAACGCAACAUUUUCGUAUUUAUUAGUUUUUAUUGCAUUAGAAUAGCUUGUAUUUCCAUUUAACGGUUUUAUUUCGUAGCAUUGCAUCCGCAGACUUUAAACCACAGGGGAGACCCUUGACGUUAACAGUAAACUAGAGCGAGAAAUAAAAUUAAUAAAUAAUAACCAAAAAUUGAAAAUGUCAAGUGAGUAUAAAAUAUAAAUAAUUUCAUAAACACUCCGGCGCAUACCAAAAUUAUGGCGCCAAUCGCCAUAACCCUUUCCACAUUUCUUUCUACGGUGUUGCCAACGUUUGCCUUUUUUCUUGAAAGUUUGUGAUAGAUUGCAUCGCGGUUCUCCCCUAGGGUUCGAUGUUUUCGGUUGAUAUUCGCUAACCUAGCCCGCUUCGGCCCCUUAUUUAAAAUGUUCUUCAAAAGAAUAAAAAAACAACAACUGAAAAACAAAAAAGAGACGCUCCACCCCUGUGUACACUGACGGUCUUCUCUAUAUUACGCGAUAUUCCCGCGUAUUGUUAACCGAAUAUUUUGCUUGCCAAAACGGAUAUCAGGAGCAGUUGAAGAACCGCGUGGAUUGGGAUUACAGUUGAGCAAAAAAUGAUCACACGUCAACGCGGAGGUUGUAAUAGCAGACUGAUCGAACUUAUACCGACCAUUUCAUCAUACCCCCGCUCAUUGUUGUGCGUUCCCUCCGCUAUGACGAAUUCCGCGGGCCAUCGAUGACGCGUCCGUUUUUGUUUUUUUUUUAAUUUUUUGGAUUUGUGUUGUCGUUAGAAUGAGGGGAAGACCAUUGAAUCUGUAACAAAUAUUUCCGGCGCUUUGUACAGUGAUAGUUUACCAGAAACGGUAAACGGAAAUAGGAAAGUUACGUUUACGUUACUUUUAAGCUUUUUUUUUUUAAAUUUUUAUAGUAUGUACUUAAAGAGUUAAAAUUAAGCGCCCAAACUUCAUGUUGUAAUUAAAUUCCAUAACCCGAUUGUUUCAAUUCGUAUAGGUGGUCCAAAAGUCUUACUUAAUCUCGUUGUUUUCGCUCCGAAAGAAUUUUUAAUUGUAGGUGAUAUAGUCUUCCAGAAUUCACCUAUAUCGAGGAUUGCUAUGUCAACCGUGCAAGUUUUUUUAUUCUACAAUAAAAUUCAAUAAAAUUACUGUUAACCUUUUCUUUUGCAUUUAAGAUUGGCUGAAACAUGGUGAAAUAGGAUAAAUGCAACAGAUUUGCCGCACUUUUUGAAAUAUGACUGUAAUAUUCGUAUUAAUUUAAAUUUCCCCUUCAAAACGAACCGAUAAAAUUCUAGCAAAAGUUUAAUUUUCUUUCUUUGUUUUCUCAAUUCGAGUCUAGGACAAAUUUUGUAAACUUCACCCUGCAUGGCGCAAGCCAGCAAUCCAUUUUGGAGAGUGGAGAGUUACCAGCAUAUUUCAAUACAUUUCUUAUAAAACGAUCCGUUGUAUAGUCGUUUGUCUUUUUAAUGCUCUAGCUGAUUAGAUUCAAAAAGUUUAAAUGUAUUUAAUAAAUAAGUGUACAAAUAUUUAGCUAGCUAAGAAUAUACUUUGUCUUUUUCUUUUUUUUUUGUUUAUACUGAUUAGCAAAGUUCUAAAUAAAGAACUUAUUAUUAUUAUUAUUAUUAUUAAACAUAAAAUAACGAUAUCGCUAUUACUUACCACUUGCAGCGGAUCGCCAUCAGUACUGUAUAAAGUGUGACCAUCUAGGAAUAAUAAGCGCUUACCAGAUGUCUUAUUGGGAAUAAAGAGGGUAUGAAGGAUGAUUUUUUUUAUUCACCUAAACUUUGAAUCUAGCUGGUAAUCCAUUUUAAAAUCCAGCCUUUUGGUUUACACCUUUGAAAAUCAAUGUCUGGACUACAACGUUCCGCAACAGUGACAUUUUCUCCUCUUUCUUUAGAAGUGAAGACAUCUUCUCCACCUUUUGUCAUUAAGACUUCCCUAGGUUUGUUGAUCCAUUGAGCACUCGUUUCAUCCAUAUUGAAAAUAUCAUGAUGAGUCGGUUUAUCCAAUAGAUUAUUUUUGGUUAUGGUACCACUCAAAAGAUGGAAAAAUUCGGAAGGUUCUUCUUGGUCUAUUCCUCGGGCUCUUAACAGUAACAAUCCUUCAGCUUUCCUUAUCCAAAAUGCAGACUCUCUUUCCAAAAAUGAUGAGAGCCAAGCCAUACUCAGCAAAGUUAAAGCCAGCCCACGAACUGUGUUACCAAUUUUCAUUUUCAUACACUAGAACAUCUGUAAAAAGAUAUUUCUGACGAAAAUUGAAAACAGACUUUACCUUCUUGUCCCAGACUCCCUUUUCGAACUUUGACCGUUAGCUAUUCUGUGUUUAAAUAGGCUAUUUGGGAUUUCUCACCGGAACUAACUUCUUACAAUUAUUCUUCGGUCCAAAAGCGCCUCGGAAGUGCAUUUUCCUUCCUUUGAUAUUUACUUUCCAUUUUUCAAACAAAAAUGAUUUUACUUUAAUAAAAGUCAUGACGAAAUCACAACCUUAAAAAAAAGAUACGGUUCUCUUCUUCCCGUAAAUGUAGGGAGAGAUGCCGCGCCUUCUUAUCAAAGUCGCACAUUUAAAACGCACACAAAUAAGGGCUAAACCUAACUCAAAGUAGUGAAGAAAAAAUACAAAUCUGAAAUAACACAGUACUUAAAAUUUUGCGAAUAAAGUUUUAUCUUACCUUCAUAAAAACAGAUACGUUGUAGUCGCCGUAUACUAAACUAAAAUUAUUGGUUUACUUCGUUGCCUAAUUUAUCGCGUAAUAAGCCCAGCUGUAAAGAGAACGCGUCAAUGGUCUUCCUCGCGACGUUCUGUUGUGUCCCUUUGUCAAUGUGGUUAACCCGCGACCCGCAAGGUGUAAUAAAAGAUUAUUAACGUUAAUUUUACGACUAUGACUGUUACGAUUCCUUUAACUUAUAUUAGCUCGCAUACAUGGCUUAGGGCAUACGAUUGUUUAUUACAUCUUGCGUUUUUGCACCGAUUUGUUUGAAACAGUUCUGCCUCUUACGCGUUCAUGUGAGUUAUUUAACUUUUAAAUCUUUUGUGAGUUUUUUUUCUUUUCUUAUUUUUUAUUUUUAGUACGCGUGGAAAGAGUCGUUUCUGUUUAUACGAAAGUACUGAGUUACGAUAAGAGGUGGUAACACAUGUAAGUAAAUAUAUAUAAAUCUCGUAUGUUGUCUCAGCAAGAGGUGUCCUGUAUCGAUUUAAUGUUACGUGACGCGCUUCCUUUUUUUCUUCUCACAAGCGUAGUAUAUAAAUGGGAGCAAGUUCCUGGAUUUGCCGAUAUUACGUUUGUACAUUCCAUUAUGGAUAAUUUGCUCCGUUAUGCGGGAUGUUGUUUUAUCUUCGGUGACGCUCAAAUGGGAAAGUCGACUCAAUCUUUUUUUUUUCUCUGCCCCAUUCCCUAUCAAAAAGAAAAGUAGGUGUUUUAAAAUGCGAAGGUUGGCAACAAUGCGAUUUCUCCGGGUUUCCUAGAGCCCAUUAUGAUAAACGGAUGUCUUUAAUCUGGCAGGCUCAAAAAUCCCCCAUCAAAUUGUAGCCGCUGAUUAGAAUAACACCCCGUAUACUUUAUUGUACAAUAAUGUAAAAAAUUAUACAUAAAUGUGUCGGUGUCAGAAUAAUACCUUCUCAAUCUCUAAAUGUGAUUCAUAGUAUUUCGGGAAACUGAUGUACAGCAAUAAUUUAGUUAGUACUACUCGUUCCGUGCUGACGUCAUGUUAGUUUUGAUUUUCAAAGGCAUCGUUUAAAGCUCUUAGCAAUCAAGCGACGUCAUAUUUUCCAGGCGUAGUGGAAAACAAUUGCAAAUGAAAGCGAAAGUUUGUAAGUUGAAGUUAAUAGCAAUAAAUUACUUGAGGUCGCUUGAGGUCUCUGGGAAGUGUGAUGUCGCUCUAUAACAUCUUAUUUAGUCGUGGCGUAGUAUAAGUAAUUUAAAUCAACCAAAAAAUAAUCCCACCGUCGAAGGCUGUAGCUGUGGGUUCUGUUAUUAUUUAGUGUUUAACAUUGUCUUUGGGUGCCUUGUUUUCCCGUGGCCAGUAUUUUAACUUUGUUUUUUGUACUUAACGAGCCCCGUGGCCCAUAUCAUAUCACGCCACUGAUUUAACCGAUUUUUGAGGUUGACUUUGAAACGUUUGAGUAGCAUGGGGGUGUCGUCGAACAAAAUAUGUAUCGUAAACAAUUUAUAUGAAUAGCAAAAUACAGUGGGUAAGCCGGGAUAUCCGAUGCGGCAACUCCUAACUUUGUUGGCCAAAUGUUUUUAUAACGUUGUUGUACGAAAAUAAAACUUGUUACGAACGUUAAAGCAACUUAUUUAUUCUGCUUGGGUAUAAUCUUUGGAAAUAUACAGAUUCAGCAUUGACUUGCGUUUUAUUUAGUCCUCGGCGGCAGAAAGUAUGCUCUUGGAAUCUCAUCUUUGUACG
Molecule: messenger RNA, 9559 nt
Organism: Cylas formicarius (sweet potato weevil)
Lineage: Eukaryota; Metazoa; Arthropoda; Insecta; Coleoptera; Brentidae
Product: phosphatidylinositol 4-phosphate 5-kinase type-1 alpha-like
Exons: 16
Coding region: 194-2665 (823 amino acids)
Biological process (GO): phosphatidylinositol metabolic process
Molecular function (GO): phosphatidylinositol kinase activity
Source: RefSeq, a predicted model, not a curated record